Messenger RNA from Chaetomium fimeti, 1911 nucleotides. RefSeq lists its product as uncharacterized. Gene Ontology annotation, molecular function: metal ion binding. The coding region runs from base 280 to 1788 and encodes 502 amino acids. The transcript is spliced from 2 exons. Lineage: Eukaryota; Fungi; Ascomycota; Sordariomycetes; Sordariales; Chaetomiaceae. The record is from RefSeq and is a predicted model, not a curated record.
CAGGUCCACUAAAAUGAGUGACGCCGUUCAUUCCAGUGCCGCCCGGCGCCAAUCGGAUCGUCAAAGAGAGGCUGUUUGUGGAGCACGAAAUUAUCUGCCUUCCAACACCGCUUCACUCCGUUUGCUCCCAACCUGCCACGACGGGCACGCGUCCAAUGUGGUUCUUUCUGCCACUGAUGAUUUUAGUAAAUAAAUUUCCACGGAUGGGCAGCGGCGCCUGCGACCCAACCCACGUACCGUUGUUAACAACCAGAUCGCACACUUAGCCUCUCCUACGCGAUGCUCAACGACCAGGAAAUCGAGCGGGCGGCGGCCCAGCUUGCCGAUUACAAGAAAAGCGACGCGUUAUCCAAGCUCCUGGAUCAAUAUUCGGUUCUGAUCGAUGAUUACAAGCGCCUAAAGAGCGACUACGAGGAGGAGCGUGAGACUCGGGAAAAGUACAAGCAGAUGGCCAAAGACCAAGAGCGCAACCCAUUUGUGUUGGUCUUGGUCGAUGGCGACGGUUAUGUGUUCAACGAUACAUUCCUGUCUCAACGUGCCGAGGGUGGCGGGCCUGCCGCCCAGGCGCUUAACGACGAAGUCAAGACCAGUCUGCGGCGCAAGGGACUCGAGCAUUGCCAAGUCAUGGUGCGAAUCUACGCCAACGUCUUUGGUUUAUCGAAAGCCCUGUCUAAAACCGGCGUGGUCGGUGCAGACAGUCGGUCGCUGGCCCCAUUCAUUGCCGGCUUCAACAGGUCUUAUGGUCUCAGUGAGUUUGUUGACGCCGGCCAGCUGAAGGAGAACGCCGACUUUAAGCUGCGAGCCAUGCUCCGCCUCUACGCCGAUAAUAGCCAGUGCAAGCACAUUUACUUUGCUGCCUGCCACGACGUCGGCUACAUCUCUGAGCUUACACCCUUUAUGGGGAAUAGCUCCAAGUUUACACUCAUCAAUACCCCAGGCGUCCGCUUCCACAACGAGUUCACGAAGUUGGGCAUGGGUAUUGAAGAGUUCCGCGCUGCCUUCCGACACUCUCCCCUUGACGGGUUUACCGCAUACCGUCCCCUUAAUAAUGGUGUGGGCACCGCGGGCAAACCCUCCGUGGGACCGCCUCAGCCAGCGUCGCCCAGUAAGGUGCCGGCGAGUCCGACAAUGCACGAUGUAUCCAAAAUCCCGUGCCUAUUCCAUUCGAUUGGGAAGUGCCGAUCCGGCAAGUCGUGCAAGAUGUUGCAUGACGGUCCGUCGAACGACACAAGAACUUCCCUGCAUUAUUCCGAUAUGCCAUCGCCCAUCAGCCCGGCAAGCACGACAAAUGACACGGCAUCCGUGGCUUCGCAACUGGUCAACCUACCGAGGGCAUAUACGAUACCCGAUGGCCAGGUUUCGGUCAACGAGAACAACUACCGCCUUGAUCCGUACCUGCCGGCCAUCACUGCCGAUGUGAUGAGCCGCUUAAAGGCACGCGUCGACAAGCGGCGGGUGUGCAACAGUUUCCAUCUGCAAGGGUUCUGCGACGCCGGCGAUCGCUGUGAAUACGAUCACGAGCCUCUCGACCCAGAGGUUUUGCCGGCCCUACUGUCGCUCGCCCGGUCCCAGCCAUGCCCGCGGCGUGGCGCAUGCAGGUUGGAUAGUUGCUACCACGGACACAUUUGCCAGAACCUCGAAUGCAAGCAUCGGGGCGGCAAAUUGUAUUGCAAGCUGCCCUAUCUGUCGCAUCUCGAGCCUGUGACCGGCGUUCACUACGUCCCGGCCGUUUCCAAGCCAAGCCGCAAGACAAACGGCGGCAGCGCAAGCAGCACGACUAGCCGUUAGAUCUUGUGAUCGAUCGGCGUGGCGAUACAUGCGUAUCGCCAUCAUUCAUUGUUAUAGUACUCGGUCUGGCUCGGCGGGCCCAGGAUAUUUCCAGCUCCACGACUGCCAGGCCACUCUCCCAGC